CGGCCCGGCUCCCCGAUGCUCCCGCGCCGGCUGCCGCGGGCCGGGCUGUGCGCGUAGUGCCCGGCUCUGGCUCCCUGAAGUGGCCGCGGGGGUGGGAGCGGCCUCGGCCCCGCGGAGACGGAGCGGCUGGAGGACGAGGCGGCGGCCGCGGGGAGGAGGAUGGGGGCUAACCAGUUAGUGGUGCUCAACGUGUACGACAUGUACUGGAUGAAUGAAUACACCUCAUCCAUCGGAAUUGGCGUUUUUCAUUCAGGAAUUGAAGUAUAUGGCAGAGAAUUUGCUUAUGGUGGCCAUCCUUACCCCUUUUCUGGAAUAUUUGAAAUUUCCCCAGGAAAUGCUUCUGAACUAGGAGAAACAUUUAAAUUUAAAGAAGCUGUAGUUUUAGGGAGCACGGACUUCCUGGAGGAUGACAUAGAGAAGAUCGUGGAAGAGCUGGGGAAGGAGUACAAGGGCAAUGCCUACCACCUGAUGCACAAGAACUGCAAUCACUUCUCUUCGGCUCUGUCGGAGAUUCUCUGUGGGAAAGAGAUUCCUCGCUGGAUCAAUCGGCUUGCCUACUUCAGCUCCUGUAUCCCCUUCCUACAGAGUUGUCUCCCCAAGGAGUGGCUCACCCCCGCAGCCCUGCAGUCCAGCGUCAGCCAAGAGCUACAGGACGAGUUGGAGGAGGCUGAGGACGCCGCUGCGUCCGCAUCCAUGGCCAGCACCACAGCGGGCUCCAGACCCGGGCGCCACACUAAACUAUAAACGUCUCCAAAGUCACCUCUUCAGAGCUGUCUCUUGACAGUUGACUAUCAACUAGAGAAAAGUAAAAGAGUAAGCGUCCUCUGGAUAUUUUGUAUGCAAAGAUGGCUCUCCCCCAAAUCCCAGUUUUUCAGCUCAGGAUUAUAUUUGUAAUCAAAAGAAUCACUUGGCGCAGGAGGGAGAACUUUGUAUGAAGCUGCCCUCUGGUUUUUUUUACCCACUUGUAAAUUUGGAUUUACUUGUUUUAUACGAGUUCUGUUAAGUUAUGUUUACAGUAUUUUGUAUCGCUGUUUACAAAUCUUGCAUGGACUCCUGCCACCGUGAAAGAAGAAAAUCUUCACGUCUUCACCAGUGAGGCAGGUCAUCUUUGUACACUUCUGACAGUUGCCAGAGCUACGGCAUUAACACUAGGCACACGAGAGGUCCUUGAGUGCUUAGAGUCACCAUCACCUGCUUAAGAAUGGUCUUUUAGGUUGGUGUUUGGUUUUGUUAGCGUUGUGGCACCCGGACACAGAGGAGAAGGAGCACACGUGGCCUGAAACCUCGGGGCCUGGGGCUCCCCCAGACCAGAGGGGGGCUUUUAAUCCCAAAUUCCAGUCCACUGUGGUGGGCUGGUCCAUUCCUGUGUCCGUCCAGCUUGGACGCCUCUGAGUCUAUAGUUAAGAUGGUUUUCGUUAAAGAUAUUCUGCUAGUCACUGAGGAGUAUUUUUGCACAUGUGUUGGGGGCUUCAUCUUUAUUUUAAUACAUACUGCUACCCUCCCUGCACUGGGCUGUGUUGAUGGGGUUGGAAAGAUCCUAAGUGGCAGCCCUCUGAGUAGCAGUGUGAGUUGACAUUCAACUGCUUUAUAACUGUUCAGGCUGCCUUUCAUACUAGACCUUGAAAACUGGAGUCUGAAGCAACACUCUCCAGAAAGUUCAUUAUUGGAUAUUCCGACAUCUUACGUACCAUUUCAGACAGAGUGUGUUGGAGUUCAUUGGCUUGUUACGGGAGUAGCGCCACCUCAUCAUAGAAAACCCAGUCGCGUUGACUUUAUGUUGAAAGAUAUUUGUGUGUCUUAAAAUUCAUCUUUUUCCGUUCUCUCAAAUGUGUCUCUUACAGAACCUCCCCUGAGAAAGGAAUUGUCACCGCAGAUAAGUCCUCAUUAGCAAGGACUCUCUGCUCAAAUCUACUCCCAGUGUGACCCUUGGAUGUAAGAGCCAAGUCAUUACAUGUCAGAUUCCAUUUUUCUGCCUUAAGAAUGAAUGUCCUACGUAGAAUAUUGGGUGCAGCAUAUAAAUUAUCCAAGGCAGUGACUUCAGCUUUAUAGAGAUUGUUAGUUUUAAAGUCACCUACUUUUAUUUCAACUUCUAGAUUGGAUUGUUUGCUAUUGCCCUUUAUAAAGAUACAUAUCUUUGAGUAAAGUACAUUUUUAACUUUUCUGUCAGCUGAUUUUGAUUCAUUUUAUCAACUUAAGCCCACCCUAUUCCUAGGGAAAACAAACCUUGGGUUAGAAGCCCUGACCUGAGGACAAUGAAACCACUUAACCUAAUACAUGUUUUUGACUGUUCUGUUCCUGGAGAGGAAAGCCUUGACAAGUCUAUCCUCAGUUUUUUAGUGGGUGCAGAGCACUCUUUUAAGAGAUGGGACAGGAAGAAGAAAGGAAUAUAGGAUCUUUGCAAGAAGUUCACUUGGUUCAGGCAUAAAAAGGAGAUUUAGAAUAAAACACUAAGACUCUGGCAGUGCGUUUGUUCACUCAGAGGAGAGUCCUAAACCCCGGUCGGCUAUAAAAACGUCUGAUGCCGUUUGGGAUAUUUUUUAAAUAAUGUGGUGGAUGACAGUUUCUAAUCAUUCAGAGAAACAUGAUCUUAGUCUGUGCUGCUGACCCAAGAAAAGGAGGGCCUGUCGGUUAGAGUCUUCCUGGGGAAUAGCCGAGAAAACCCCAUCUGUGCUCAUCCGGAACCCAGCACCUCCACACACAAAUGAUUUCCUUGUUGUUGCAUUGUAUUUACUUUCAUCUGCAGCAUUUGGAGUGAAAAAUAGUGUGAAGGGUCCUGGUAGAAAUAAGUAGUGGCCUGAGGCCAUUUAUCAUACUAACAAUCAGCAGAUAAAAUCCUGGGUGUGAGCUUGCUUGCAACCCAGUUGUACUUGAGGUUGAAAAGAGAGAAAUGUCUUUAUGUUAGAAAAUCUCAUUUAAACCAGUUCCUCUCUGUAGUUCAGAGUUGAGGUUGAACUUAACUCACUAGCAUUUAACCAGCUUUUCCUUGCCUUUGCAGGGAAAGAAUUAUGUUCUCAGCCUGAUCUCUGUUGAGAAAAAUCCAGUCAUUAGGACACAUGUGAUAUGAUGGAGUCAGAGAUUCUCUCUGUAUCGUAACUGAGUGAAACACAUUUCUCAUGGUGGGCUGGAUGGUAACAGUGUGGGAAGGUCAGAAGCUACUGGUUUCUGUUGGUUUCCAUGCCCUUGGGUGAGUGAAUUGGUUGGUUGCUUGGUUUUGUCAACCCUAAGAAGGGGGCAUCAGUUUUGGGAAGUGGGAGUCUGGAGUUGUAGGAGGUGGAGUCAAAAGAGCCUCCACUGGAUACCUGAACCCCAGCCACCUGUUGCUCUGACCCACAGCAAUAGCGCAAAGCUCCCUUCACCAGCAUUUGUACAGAGCAGGAAUUCUGGUGUUAGCCGAUGGACGCCAUUGUGUGUACGAGGAGAGUCCACGCUACAGACAGUGGCGGGACUCCGUAUCCGUGGCUUCUCUCCAUCACAAAACGGGUAGAAACACAUUCACUGCUUCAGGGCUCUAAUCUGUGUGUCUUCUUUUGGCUCCAUUUCUGCAAGACAUUCGGUCAUUUUGAUACAUGCUGUGUUUCCUUUGGGUUUUGUUCAGCAAGCUGGCCAUGCUGCCAUCGCAUCUUCUUCCCUGCCGUCUGUUCUUAGGGUGUGGCUCAGUUACUAGACUCGCCUUGUCUACGCAGUCAAUACACGUCUUCACUGUUUGAGAGGUGUUACAGCUGUUAAAGAAUCUUCAUGAACCUGAAGAUAAUUUCUUGUGAAGUUGAAUGCAAAUGUACUGUCAUUCAUAGUGUUUAUAUAAAAAACAAAUACCAGGAAUUUCACUUUUGCUACCUUGAUAUAGCAUUGGGCUAUCAUGUUAACAACAUUGAAAUACAUCAAUUUAUUAAAAAAAAUACUUUUAUAGGAAA
Molecule: messenger RNA, 3911 nt
Organism: Canis lupus familiaris (dog)
Lineage: Eukaryota; Metazoa; Chordata; Mammalia; Carnivora; Canidae
Gene: DESI2
Product: desumoylating isopeptidase 2
Exons: 5
Coding region: 160-744 (194 amino acids)
Biological process (GO): protein deubiquitination
Molecular function (GO): deubiquitinase activity
Source: RefSeq, a predicted model, not a curated record